Messenger RNA from Alternaria atra, 1521 nucleotides. RefSeq lists its product as uncharacterized. Bases 1 to 1521 code for a protein of 506 amino acids. The transcript is spliced from 7 exons. NCBI's taxonomy places the organism in Eukaryota, Fungi, Ascomycota, Dothideomycetes, Pleosporales, Pleosporaceae. The record is from RefSeq and is a predicted model, not a curated record. Gene Ontology annotation, molecular function: heme binding; iron ion binding; monooxygenase activity.
AUGGAAGUAACUCCCUUCUUACAGCGGUUAGGCCAAGGCCCGCAGAUCGUUGCAGUAACAGCGAUUACCCUCCUCGUUCUAACAUCGAUCAUAAUCUACGGGUGUUACCUACACCCACUUGCUCAUGUCCCGGGUCCGUUCUUGGCAAAAUUUUCUCCAUUAUGGGGUAUGAGAGCCCUCUACCGUAUGAAAUUCAAUUCAGAACUUCAAGCUCUCCAUGAACGAUAUGGCAAGAACCCCCAAAGCUUGUGCCACUGGAUGUCUUUUGCGACUUUUGAGGCAGAAACAGCGAUAUAUGCAAAGCAAGAGGAUGGUCGCUUUUCUAAGGCUGGAACCUUCUUGACACUCUUCUCGGAUCUCGUGUUGAAUGCCCCUACUCUUAUCACGAUUCCGGAUCCAGCGCUUCACAAGAGGUUGCACAAAGUGAUUCAACAGGCUUUCACACCUCAAGCACUUGCAAGCCAAGAGCCGAUCCAGAAACUGCACAUCGAACAAGCGAUUCCCGGUUUUGAUGAGAUUGCUGCGAAGGGUAACGAGAUAGACCUUGCUGAUAAACUGGAGACAAUGUUUUGGGAGAUAAUUGGUGACCUUGCUUUUGGGGAGCCAUUGAUGGCUGGGAAACGACCGACAUAUGAAUCCCUGAAACAGUUAGGCAAAGGAUCAAUGCCCAUGGUAGAAGCCUUGAGCUUCAUGCUUGUCAUGCCUGGCGUAGCUCCUGCGCUUGAGACAGCCAGAAGCCUUAUCUCAGCAAUGCCGAUUCCUUCUCAGCUUUCAAAGCUUGUCCCAUCCAAGAAACUACGCGAUUGCAUUGAUAGGCAGGAUGGCAGGGAAGAUUUCAUUUCGGCUAUCAUGGGCAGUGAAAAGCAAGGCUUGACGCUAGAUGCGGAUGCUUUCUUCAGUAAUGCAAUGGGUCUAACACUUGCUGGAUAUCAGACCACAGCUACGACGCUGGCGUCCACAUUCUACCAUGUCCUGCGCUACACAGACACUUAUGUUACUCUGUGUACUGAGAUACGCUCUAACUUCACCAACGAAGCCGACAUUACAGGCGAACGACUUGCACGACUACCGUUUUUGAACGCUUGCAUCCGCGAGACUUUGCGCUUGCUCCCACCAGCAAAUGGCAAAACGGCGCAACGCACCGCACCCUCUUGCACUAUAGCAGGAACAUAUAUACCCGCAGGUACCAUCGUCUCGGCUGACUUGUACACGAUUCAAAGGUCGCCAAAAUACUUUGUCGACCCCGCUAACUUUCGACCCGAGAGAUGGUUGGAGGGUGCGGAGGAGAACGGGUUCGAUGGAGACAAUAGGUCUGCCAGUCGUCCUUUCCUGAUUGGAAGUAGGGCAUGUAUUGGUAGGCACAUGGCACAGCAGAGCAUACGGCUCAUUAUGGCGAAAUUGCUAUGGAGGUACGACUUCGAGCUGCUGGAUCGGGAUGGGUUUAUCUGGGAACGCGAUGCCGGCAGCAGCCUCAUCUACACCGACUACAAACUUCCAGUGCGUGUAAAGAAAGUCUUAUGA